UAAAGUAAGUCGGUGAGUGCGCGACAGUCGGUCCCGUAUUGUGUGGAAUCGAGCCGAAUCACUGGAUCGCCGUUUUGUUAUGUAAUUCUUUUCUGCCGCGCCGCACCGGUUUCCGCUUCGCGUCGUAGAAAAAGAUCGCUCCGUCGAUCGAAUUCGUUCCUGAACAUACAUAUAUACAUAUAUAUCUGCUAUAUCGUCUGGGAUACUGCGUAAGCUGCCUUCAAGAUGGGGGGGAUGUUCAGGAGCGAGGAGAUGGCCCUUUGCCAGAUGUUCAUCCAACCAGAGGCUGCCUACCUUUCCGUCUCUGAACUCGGAGAAACUGGUACGGUGCAAUUUCGUGACCUGAACAGCGACGUCAACUAUUUUCAACGAAAGUUCGUCAGCGAAGUCCGGCGAUGCGACGAGAUGGAACGGAAGCUUCGUUACAUCGAGGCAGAAGUGAGGAAGGACGAGUUGCCCAUCACCGAAAACCUCACGGAAUCACCACGGGCGCCAAAUCCACGUGAAAUUAUAGAUCUCGAGGCCAACCUCGAGAAGACGAGUAACGAUAUAUUAGAGCUGAGCCAAAAUGCGGUGAACCUGAAGAUGAACUAUCUCGAGCUGACGGAAUUACGGCACGUGCUCGAGAAGACGCAAGUGUUUUUCAUGGAGGAAGAGGCCCAUGACUCGAUUACCAGGACGCUAAUUAACGAGGAAACACAGCAUCACAGCGCAUCGAUUCGAGGACGUCUCGAAUUCGUUGCUGGGGUGAUAAACCGAGAACGAGUGCCGGCUUUCGAGCGAAUGCUAUGGCGAAUAUCGCGUGGAAACGUAUUUCUACGUCAAGCUGAACUAGAGAAGCCAUUAGAAGAUCCAGCUACCGGCAACGAGCUUUUCAAAACGGUGUUUGUCGCGUUUUUCCAAGGAGAACAGUUAAAGAACCGCAUCAAGAAAGUUUGCACUGGUUUUCACGCGUCUUUGUACCCGUGCCCGCAUACUCACGCAGAACGUGAAGAAAUGGUCAAAGGUGUUCGGACGAGAUUGGAAGACUUAAACUUGGUGUUGAACCAAACGCAAGAUCAUCGUCAACGUGUACUGCACAAUGUUGCGAAAGAACUACCUAACUGGAGUAUCAUGGUUCGCAAGAUGAAGGCAAUCUACCACACGAUGAACUUAUUUAAUAUGGAUGUUUCCAAAAAGUGUCUUAUAGGAGAAUGCUGGGUACCCGUAGCAGAUCUCGGAAUUGUCAGAGAUUGCCUUAGCGAAGGAUCGCGUCUCUGCGGUAGCUCGAUACCGUCUUUCCUUAAUGUUAUCUACACAAAUGAGGAUCCUCCAACGUUUAACAGAACGAACAAGUUUACGAGAGGUUUCCAAACUUUAAUUGACGCCUAUGGUGUGGCAUCCUAUCGCGAAGCUAACCCGGCUCUUUAUACAAUUAUAACCUUUCCCUUUUUAUUUAGUGUCAUGUUCGGCGAUGCUGGCCAUGGUUUGGUUAUUACCUUGUUUGCUGCGGUCAUGAUCAUAUGGGAGAAGAAGUUUCUGGCACAGAAAUCAUCGUCUGAAAUUUGGAAUAUAUUUUUCGGCGGACGUUACAUUAUACUGCUGAUGGGUUUGUUCUCCAUUUACGCUGGCUUCAUCUACAAUGAUGUAUUCUCAAAGUCAGUGAAUUUGUUCGGAUCUAGUUGGCAAAUUUCUUAUAAUGUAAGCACAAUCGAGGGUAAUGCUUGGCUUCAGUUGGAUCCGGGGGACAAAGAUAUGUAUAAGCAAGCACCUUAUCCUUUCGGCAUGGAUCCAGUUUGGGUACUGGCUGAGAACAAGAUUAUAUUCUCCAAUUCGUACAAAAUGAAACUUUCGAUCAUCUUCGGUGUUGCGCAUAUGAUUUUUGGCGUCUGCAUGAGCGUCACCAAUAUCAUGUAUUUCAGAAAAUACUCGAGCUUCUUCCUCGAAUUCUUACCACAACUGAUCUUCCUUAUUUUAUUAUUUUUCUAUCUGGUGGUUUUGAUGUUUGUCAAGUGGAUUUUAUACGAUGCCGCUGGACCAGAUAAGGCAUACCAUCCACAGUGUGCUCCGUCGGUGUUGAUCACAUUUAUUAACAUGAUAUUGGGAGGCGAGUCCGUUGUACCAGAAGGUUGUUCAGCAUACAUGUUCCCUGGUCAGGCUAAAUUACAACUUGCUUGCGUUGUACUGGCUGUGUUAUGUAUACCUGUAAUGCUUCUUGGCAAACCAGUUUUCUUUUUGGUAUCGAAGAGGAUCAAAAAGAAGAACCUUAUUAUGAGUAAUGGAACCGCGUCUCAAGACAUCGAGUUGCAAUCCGAAUCACUUCAAACUCCUCCUUCGACUACCGAAGGAGCUGGCCAUGAUCACGAAGAGGAUUCGUUUGGCGAACUUAUGAUCCACCAAGCUAUUCACACCAUAGAAUACGUUCUUUCCACGGUAUCUCACACUGCCUCUUAUCUCCGUUUAUGGGCUCUAUCGCUAGCUCAUGGUCAACUAUCCGAGGUAUUGUGGAGUAUGGUGUUGCGUAAGGGUUUCGGCGCCAGUGAGAAUAAUUAUGUACAGAGCGUUGUUUUAUUCUGCACUUUUGCCGCUUGGGCCUUUUUCACAAUUUCUAUUCUUGUUUUGAUGGAAGGCCUCUCAGCUUUUCUUCACACACUUCGACUUCACUGGGUGGAGUUUAUGAGCAAAUUCUACGAGGGCCAGGGUAACGCCUUUCAGCCAUUUUCUUUCAAGAGUAUUUUAGACGCCGAGGAAAUCGAGGAGUAGGCCGUCUUGGAUCAACAGCAAUAAUUAUAAUUAGAUACGUCGAGAUACUUGUUUUUAUUUUGUAAUCAACUCAACAGUAUAAAGUAUCAUCCACGAAACUUAACUGCUAACCAAAGUGUUUGCAUAAAAUGCGUGACGUGGAUAAUCCCAGAAACAAUCAUGAAUCCAAAUUGUUUGUAAACUCGUUCCUUUCUAAUAUCGUAAGACGAUAGUAUUCGAUUUAUAUGUCUUAUAAGCGCUACAGAAAUGUAUACUUAAGCCUAAUUUCUAACAUUCUCGUCGGAUAUUCUUCAAACAAAGAUAUCCAAACCGUCGUAUGAUUCAUCAAUCAACACUGCGUUUCAAAACUGUAUCACAUUUUUAAAUAUUAUGUACGUUGAGUAUCAAAAAGGUAAAGUACAACGGCGAAUAAAAUUAUUAUUCAAAUUUACUGGUAAUGAACUUUUAAUGAAUAAAGAUGGGUAUUUAAUCAACUAAAGUAUCGGCGUAGUACUAAAGCAACGAAACGUUUUUUAAAAAACAAACUAUAGAACACACGAACGAUAAUUAAUCUAAUAAUAUAUUUUUGUUAUUGGUAUACAAUUCAAUCUAAUUUUUCCUACAAGUCUGAUAUGGUUGUAGCGAUGACAUUUUUCCAAUUUCAAGAGACGAGAGAAACAAUAUAAUUUCGGUCUGUCAGUUCAUCUAUUUUUUAUCGCAAUAUUAUCAACGAGCUGGUGUCAUAGAGUACUACAGCCUUUUUCUUGUGAAACCAGGAUGUCGCGGUUGUAUUGUUACAUAAAAUUAUGUGCGCAGGAAAAUUGUACAAACGGUGGAUAAUAUAUUUGUAAUCGAAUAAAUGGGUAGCUUGAACUUUAUAACUGGACAUAUGUUCGAUCGGUGCGCGGUGUAUUUAUUCCAUCAAUCAUUCGAAGGAGUGGGGAUAAAUUGUAUUACUGUUUAGACACGAUAUUUCGACAACAAAACAUUUAAUCGCACGAUACGAUAUAAUAUGUUCCAUCUUGUACGGAUACGGUAAUAUAUAUAUAUUGCAAAACGAGAAAAUAUUAAAUCUGAGAACGAUGGUGCGAAUGUACAUACUAUAUUGUUAGAGUACAAAUUGCUGUGAGUGGUUGGCAGAAAGUAUUCACCCUUAACUAAUAAUGAAAGGCGUCGUUAGAUAUGUAUCCAAUAUAUGUAGAUAUUAAUAUAAUAUCCAAAAACAGAGUGAUGCAAAUAUAUGACUAUAUUUUGUCAACAUUGUAAAAUUAAA
Molecule: messenger RNA, 3994 nt
Organism: Hylaeus anthracinus
Lineage: Eukaryota; Metazoa; Arthropoda; Insecta; Hymenoptera; Colletidae
Gene: Vha100-2
Product: V-type proton ATPase 116 kDa subunit a 1-like
Exons: 14
Coding region: 226-2742 (838 amino acids)
Biological process (GO): vacuolar acidification; proton transmembrane transport
Cellular component (GO): vacuolar proton-transporting V-type ATPase, V0 domain; plasma membrane; vacuolar proton-transporting V-type ATPase complex
Molecular function (GO): ATPase binding; proton-transporting ATPase activity, rotational mechanism
Source: RefSeq, a predicted model, not a curated record